Messenger RNA from Betta splendens (Siamese fighting fish), 6018 nucleotides. It is a transcript of the gene mark4a, whose product is annotated as MAP/microtubule affinity-regulating kinase 4a. The transcript has 18 exons. Gene Ontology annotation, molecular function: ATP binding; protein serine/threonine kinase activity; tau-protein kinase activity. Gene Ontology annotation, cellular component: cytoplasm. The record is from RefSeq and is a predicted model, not a curated record. Lineage: Eukaryota; Metazoa; Chordata; Actinopteri; Anabantiformes; Osphronemidae. Gene Ontology annotation, biological process: intracellular signal transduction; protein phosphorylation; microtubule cytoskeleton organization. Bases 593 to 3007 code for a protein of 804 amino acids.
UCACCGAACGGGAAUACCGAUAUUUCGGAGCAUUUCGGCCUUUCCCUCUCGCUGCGCCGUAAGCUCUGUUUUCCUGCGAGGUGAUGCAAAGGGGAGCGUGUUGCACUGACGACGACGACGCGGGGUUAAAGGAGCGAUUACAUCUGUCGGCGUCGUGGCGAGCGGAGAUGACACACAUCCAGAAGGAGCCGUGGUUGUUUUGUAUGGCGAAAUGAGGCAGGGGGUGGAGAGUGGCCGCAGAGACGCUGGGCUCCGGCCAAACAUCACCGCAUUUUAGCACCUCGGUGCUCGGGGUUUGCAUUGCAUUGCGUUUGCUGCGUUGACGAGCGGCCGUACUGUUGCCCUCGGCGUUUCUCUCCCUGCAAAGUGCCCGGUGGUGGUGCAGCUCGUCGGAGGACACCCCCUUCCAGAUGCCCGUUGCUGCCAUGACAGGCGGCGGUCUCCUCUCGACCGCGGCUCGGUCCGCUGGAGAGCGGGCACAUUGAUCCGGGCAUCGGUGGGUCGCGGCUGCGGAUGUUCUUCUGUCGUUGGAACUUGUGAAUAUCGUCGGCACACAGCGCGGUUCUUACUCAGGGAAAAGAAGAAAGAAAACAUGUCUUCUCGCUCUGCAUUACCGUCUGGGAACGACAGGAGUAGUGGAGACCAUCAUGUGUCGCUGGGCGCCAGUCGCUCGGACAAGGCCACCAGCCAGUCCAGCCGCUCGCUGGGCGCUCGCUGUAGAAACUCCAUCGCCUCCUGCUCCGAUGAGCAGCCCCACAUCGGCAACUACCGCCUGCUCAAGACCAUCGGCAAGGGGAACUUCGCCAAGGUCAAGCUGGCCCGCCACAUCUUGACAGGCAGGGAGGUUGCAAUAAAAAUCAUUGACAAAACUCAGUUGAACCCAACCAGCCUACAAAAGCUUUUCCGGGAGGUGCGGAUAAUGAAAACCUUAAAUCACCCCAACAUAGUGCAGCUGUUCGAGGUGAUUGAGACAGAUAAGACCCUUUACCUGAUCAUGGAGUAUGCCAGUGGAGGUGAAGUGUUUGACUACCUCGUGUCUCAUGGGAGAAUGAAGGAGGUUGAAGCCAGGGCCAAAUUCCGACAGAUUGUUUCCGCUGUCCACUACUGCCACACCAAGAAUAUUGUCCACAGAGAUUUGAAGGCGGAGAACCUUCUGCUGGACGCCGAUGCCAACAUCAAAAUCGCCGACUUCGGCUUCAGUAACGAAUUCACACUGGGCAACAAGCUGGACACGUUCUGUGGUUCGCCACCAUACGCUGCACCGGAGCUUUUCCAGGGCAAGAAGUAUGACGGGCCCGAGGUGGACGUCUGGAGCCUGGGAGUCAUCCUCUACACGCUGGUCAGCGGAUCGCUGCCUUUUGACGGGCAGAACCUGAAGGAGCUGAGGGAGCGUGUGCUGAGAGGAAAGUACCGUGUGCCCUUCUAUAUGUCCACAGACUGUGAGGGGAUACUUCGCCGAUUCCUGGUGCUCAACCCGUCCAAACGCUGCACCCUGGAGCAAGUCAUGAAGGACAAGUGGAUAAAUUCCGGCUAUGAGGGGGAGGACCUGAAGCCCCACAUAGAGCCCGUUGAGGACUACAGCGACCCAGCUCGCAUAGAGGUGAUGGUCAGCAUGGGCUUCACGCCGGAGGAAAUCAAGGACUCUCUGCUCAAUCAGAAAUACAACGAGGUCACAGCUACCUAUUUACUACUGGGCCGCAAAGGCGACGAGGGCAGCGACGCACGCACAGCUAGCAGCCUGUCCCUAGCCAGGGUACGACCCAGCCCCAUUGCCAACGGGACCAACAAGCACUCCUCAGCCACCGGCUCCUCUUCCUCCUCAACCUCCUCCUCACACAGCAAGACCCAGCGCAGCGCCUCCACCUACCACAGGCAGCGGAGGCACAGCGACUUCUGCGGGCCUUCCAUGCCCGUCAUGCAUCCGAAACGGAGCCCGACCAGCACCGGCGAGCGGGAGCUGCGGGAGGGGCGCAUGCCCUCGCGUAAAGCCAGCUGUAGUGUCAUGGGGAGCCACAGCCUCCCUCCGUCCAGCCCCAUGGUCAGCAGCGCCAACAACCCCAACAAGUCUGAGAUCCCGGACCGCCGCAAGGACAUGACUGCCACCACAAAUAACAUCCCUGGAAGCGCCAUGACCCGGCGCAAUACGUACGUGUGCACAGACCGCUCAGGUGCUGACAGACACUCUCUUCUGCAGAAUGGCAAAGACAACAGCUCCCUGGGCCACCGCAUGCCUGCAGCGUCCCCCUCCACCGUCAGCAUCGCUGGCGCCGGAGCCGCCUCCUCCUCCUCCACAGACCGAUGCCGUCUGACCCGGGGCUCCACAAUUCGCAGCACCUUCCAUGGAGGCCAGCUGAGGGACCGCGGACCCCCGAUUUACUCGGCUCCGCCCACAUCACCCACCCUGUCCCAUCACGACGCCAGCCCCCUGCCCCACGCUCGCACCAGGGCCACGUCCAACCUCUUCACCAAGCUGACCUCCAAACUCACUCGCAGGGUCAACCUUGACCCGUCCAAGCGCCAGGGCUCAAACAAAUCAGUCUCGGGUUGUACUCUUCCGCAAGGAUCAAAAACAGUUAGGUCACAAAUGAAUCUGAGGGAAUCAGGAGAUUUGCGCUCACAAGGUCAGUGCAUGCGUUCCAGACUUUGUUUUGGUCGACCCUCUCUCCAUAGUUGCCAUCUACCUGGGUAUCAAAAAGCGUCCGAGCCCCGGGCCGUCGGACGUGGCUGGGAUCUGAGGGGCAACGGGAGGCGGGACCCUGCGGAGGUGGUACUGGCUCUGCGGGAGGCGGCGCUGGGAUGUGGCUGCCAGGUCCACCACGCCGGCCCCUUUCUGCUGUCCUGCACCCACGGCGUGGCAGGGGGCCGCGUGGCCUUCCAGGCCGAGGUGUGCCAUCUUUCCACGGGCAACUCCGAGACUUCUAACGGGGUGCGCUACACGCGACUAUGGGGGGCGCCGCUAGCUUUCCGGGACGUUGCCACCCAAAUCUCAAAGGACCUUGAACUAUGAGCGGGUGACUGUGUUCGUGUGCGGGUGACUGUUCUUGUGUAGUUUCGUGUGUGUCUGUGUGAGUGUGUGCAGAUGAACAGGAGGGGUGGAAACGACUGAGGGGAAACAAAGCAGAGAAGUGCAGAGAGGGGCUGGACCCGAGAAAACAACGAUUUUCCUUUUGUCUCUUUGAGUUCCCCCCGUGCGCACACACACACGCACGCACACACACACGCUCCCAUAAGGUUGCGUCAACGAAGGCUCCCUCCGCCCAGUCUCCUCACCCAGCUCAGCCGACGUCUUCAUUGAGCGACUGCACCCACUGGACCUGGAUCCCACAGAAUCUAGCAGAACCUUUUUUAUCGCUACUUUAGCCAUAAAUUAAUUUUGUUAUUUAUUGCUCUGAUCACUGUUUCUACCCACUCUCACGUUCACCACUACAAAAAAGUAGCAUCUGUUGCAUAUUAGACAUCACUGUCAAGCAAGCCUUUUUUUUAUUUAUUCUUUUGCACAUCACAUUCACUUCUAGAUUUCAUUCUCUUCACCAGUGAUUAUCAUCCUUUCUGCGUCGGGCGGCUGCAGAGGGAUGCAGCGCUUAGAUUUGUGUACAUACAGCAGUGAUGACUGCAUUGGAUUAAGGUCAGUGGGAGCAGGGCUGACGGGCUUCUGAAACACCCAACCACACGCUGACUGAGAGCUGGUGAUGCAUUGACAAACAAGGCUCCUACUUGGCUUGAUGAGCAUAGGGACAUUUCAAUUUCAAAUCCGACUAAUCUGCUGUUUAUCUUCCUAUUAGAAUGAACUAGACAUAAAUAUUAUUGCCACAUUUACCGCUCCCUGAUUGGCUGGAUCGUUCGCCUGUCAGCUCUGGUGCAAUGGCAUUAAUCCUAGUGACAGCAUUGCACUGAAGACACCGCAGCGGUGAGACAUAACCUGAGAAAGCCUCUGUAACUUGAAGCCGUGAUGUGUGAAGUCUUUGGAGGCGAGUGCAUCGGGAGGGUGCACCAUAAAUGUUGUGGCCCCAGGGAGCCGUCGGCCGCCCUGCUGGUGAACUGUUUUCAGAGCAAUCGACUCGUAUUCUGUGCCGUCCUGCUCGGGGUCUUGUCUCAGCCGCCAUCUAGAAACACCGAGCAGCAGAUCUGCUUAGAUUGCAACCACCAUUAACACACACGUCCAUUCCCCCUAUUGUUGUGGCACAAUAUACAAACGGAUGCUGUGGGGAUUGGAGGGAGUGAAGGCAGCGUUGAUGGCAUUUCCUCCUCCUGAGUUCAGUUGCCUUUAAAGCGCCCCUGCGCCUUCAUGCAGUACGUAGUUAAACUGAGGAAACUUUCUACAGUCCCACCCUGUUUUCAGUGGAUCAUGUACUGUUCUAUCACAUAGACUUCAGAGAUCAUGUUGUUUGGUUGCUGAUUUACUGUUAAUACUGUCUUUCAGCUGUGGCUGUGCUCACGGUGACCCACAAUCCCCUCAUAUCACUUUGGAUUCCUGUCACCAUAAAGUUUCCCAACCUCUUAUUCUGAACAGUGAAGCGUUCGGCUUACCUCAGCUCUUUGUUUUCUGAUCCUGCUUUUCUCAUGGGGAAAAACCACUCCACCGUCGUCCUCACCCUCACGUUGUUCGAGCCAUGUACGGCGUCAGUCCUGCUUGGUGUGUGCUGGUUCAUGGAGCCUGGCAGAAGGAGGCUGUUUUGACUUGUUCUCCUCAUCAGGGUGAGAUGCAAAAAUCCAAUGUUGACACUUGGACUCUGUCUUCGUCCUCUCCCUGGACAUCUCUCAUUGUGGUGUAUAUUAGCAUUAGGUAAUAUAGACCUCAAUGCACUUUGCUUUGACUUGAAUCAGCUCCUUCCAGUGUAAUACCUGCAUAGGUAUUAACCAGAAAUAGCCACUGGAGGGCGCAAUUGUCUUAAAUGUGAAACACUUCAAUUUGUGGAUAUUUGCACAGGUACUUUAUUUAUUUUUUAGAAUAAUAUCAUUAAAACAGGAUUUAUAUCAGUCAGUUGAUGGCUGUAUAUAAAAUAUAUGAAUAUGAAUAGUAUAUAUCUUAGAGCUCAAGGUUUAUUUAUAGCUAGACCAAGAGAGUAAAUCUAGUUUAACGCAGUUUCUGUUUGUGAUAAAGAGGAACAAAACCAACCUGCAAUUGUGCAUGAUGAGUUUCGGGGGGGAUAAAGAAUCAUAAUACACACCUGCAAUCGACAGCUUUGGAGAAAAAACAGGCACAGUCAGUUUUAUGAUUUAAACUGAUUAAAAGAAAAUGGUGCUAAAUGGAGCGGCAGAUCCCCUGACCCCCUCUCAAACGAAAACAAAGGAGCAUUUUGAUGAAAUAUAGUGACUUCUCUCCACUUUGUUUGCUACAGAAUAGGUUUGGUAUGUUCAAGACAGCUUCUGAGUUCAUCUAAGUAUGUAGAUAUGCUAUGAAAUGUGCCACAACAUACCACAGGUAAGGAAAAUAUUCCCAGCAAUGGGAAUUGGGAAUAAAUUGCAAUUUUUAUUGUAUGUUGUAAUUUAACCUAAAUUUACACUGACGCAAAUAAGUAUCUGACACACUGAAAACCCUGGAACUCAUUGAAGCCAUAGAAACAUAAUUUUACUGUUUCCUUCUAUCAAGUGCGGACUGUUCGCGAAGCAUUUCAGUAUUAAUGUUAAACAGGUUAAAAAGCUAAUAACUUGUUGUGAAACAGCUCAGUCUUAGUAUAAAAUGGUCGAGAGUUGUCGUGAGGUGGAAUCCACUGUGAGGAAAAGAAGUGUUUGGACCAGAGUGUUGUGUAAAUGCUUAUGAACCUGCUGAAAGACAAUGUCACUGGUUGGACUCUCGCGGUGGACGAUUCAGUAUUUAACAUGCACUGUGCUUCUAGAACUGGAACAGCUGAUGUUAUAUGCAAACAAGAUGGGAUGCGCACAGUUUGAUGUGUUUUGAGUAAUUUUCCACUGCUGUACUGUUUAGUUCCUCCCUGCAGAAACAAACUGAAAUUGAGUGAUUGUGGUGUAGAAGGAUAACUUGAAGCUGAACAAUAAUAAAAUUCACUGAUGUUGGCA